Messenger RNA from Mollisia scopiformis, 1002 nucleotides. Its product is annotated as GroES-like protein. The transcript is spliced from 4 exons. Gene Ontology annotation, molecular function: oxidoreductase activity. The record is from RefSeq and is a predicted model, not a curated record. The coding region runs from base 1 to 1002 and encodes 333 amino acids. Lineage: Eukaryota; Fungi; Ascomycota; Leotiomycetes; Helotiales; Mollisiaceae.
AUGGCAACAAUGAGAGCAAUUGAUAUCAAAGAUGGCACGGGGCCAGUUUCCCACCUCUUCAUGAAUUCCGACAUCCCCAAACCUCAACCAGGGAAAUCUCAAGCAUUGAUCAAGAUCCAUGCUUUCGGGCUUAAUCGAAUGGACUUGAUGCAACGAGAGGGCAAGUACAAUGUUCCGCCUCAAGGUGGAAAGAUUCUUGGAGUGGAGUUCUCUGGAGUGAUUGAGGGAUUGGGUAGUGAAUCGGAUUUCAAGAUAGGAGAUGAAGUCUUUGGAUUGGCCUAUGGAGGCGCAUAUGCAGAGUACCUAGUCUCCUCAACGAGGAUGCUCAUUCGUAAGCCAAAAGAACUAUCAUGGACAGUAGCUGCCGGAAUUCCCGAGACUUGGAUUACUGCUACGCAAGCACUUCACCUCGUAGGGUGCUUCAAACCUGGCGAUAAUGUCCUGUGGCAUGCUGGAGCAUCGGCUGUCUCGAUUGCUGGCAUUCAGUUGGCGAAAGCCGCAGGAGCCAAGUCUAUCUUUGUGACAGCAGGAUCCGAUGACAAAAUACAAUUUUGUGAAGAACUGGGAGCCACGAAAGGAUUCAAUUAUCAUAAAGAUGACUGGGUAAAGGGAGUUCUGGGUGCUACUGAUGGUCAUGGAGUAGAUGUGACCAUUGACUUUAUUGGAAAGAACAACUCCCAAGGAAACUUUGAAGCAGCAGCCAUGGAUGGAAAGAUUGUUCAACUUGCCAGUAUGAGUGGAUCGAAACUUGAAGCUGGUCUGGACAUUGGGUUGCUCGAGAACAAACGCUUGCGUUGGGAAGGAAGCAGAUUGAGAAGUCGUGAUCUGGACUACCAGCAUAAGUUGAGAGAUUUGUUGGUAGAGUUUGCUUUGCCGAAAUUCGUGGAUGGGACCUUUCAAGUUCCGAUUGAAAAGGUCUUUGAUUGGAAGGAUAUUCAAGAGGCACAUGCUUUGAUGGAAAGUAAUCAGUCAAAGGGAAAGAUUAUUUGUAUUGUGAGCUGA